GUGAUGUAUAUCGAUGACGUCAUAAGAAGGGGCUGAAGGGCAGUGACCAGGGGCUGUGCGGGUGACGUCAUUAGUGGUCUGUGUUACUGUGUUGAAUUACAGCUUCAAUGUAUCUUCCGCUCCUGAACUCCAAAGCCGCUGGCCGCUCAGUACGGUCAGGUCACAGCCGCAGGUCCAACCAUCACUUAUCUUUACUGCUGGCCCAGGACCCAUGAACGCUCGUAAACGUCACGGUUCCCGAAACAUUGAGAACGGAGUAUACGUAGGACCCCCACAGACACAGGUCCUGCCCUCCCAAGUCACCCCAGAAGUUUUACAACUUCCUACUCUUGUGCCACCAACUGAUAACAUGUCUUGCCGGGAUCGCACUGCUGAGUUUAUGUCUGCUUGCAAGUCUUUGCGUGGACGCCAGAAUGGUGUACAGCUGUCCAAUCCCUCUCUCAAUGCUGUAAAACAGAGGAGUGAAUUUACUCUUAUGGCCAAGCGCAUUGGGAAGGAUCUUAGCAACACAUUUACCAAAUUGGAAAAGUUGACGAUAUUGGCUAAAAGGAAGUCUCUUUUCGAUGACAAAGCUGUGGAAAUCGAAGAACUGACAUAUAUUAUUAAGCAAGACAUUAAUAGUUUGAAUCAGCAGAUUGCUCAGUUACAGUCCUUUGUGAGAGCUAGGGGCAGUCAGAGUGGACGUCAUCUCCAAACUCAUUCUAAUACUGUGGUGGUCUCCCUUCAGUCAAAACUGGCGUCAAUGUCUAAUGAUUUCAAGUCUGUACUAGAAGUAAGAACAGAGAAUCUAAAACAGCAACGAAGUCGCAGAGAACAUUUCUCUCAGGGCCAGGUCUCGUCUCUCCCUCUUCAUCACAACAGCAUGGGGACAUCCGUUCUGUUUCAAGACGAUUCCCGCAGACAUGGUGAUGUGACCAUAGAGAUGGAUUCUAAAGUUAGUCAACAGUUGCAGCUCAUAGAUGAGCAGGAUUCAUAUAUUCAGAGCCGAGCAGACACAAUGCAGAACAUAGAAUCCACCAUAGUUGAACUGGGCUCCAUUUUCCAGCAGUUAGCUCACAUGGUAAAAGAGCAGGAGGAAACUAUACAAAGAAUUGAUGGCAAUGUGGAAGAAACACAGAUGAAUGUAGAAGCUGCACACUCUGAGAUCCUGAAAUAUUUCCAAUCGGUCACAUCAAACCGCUGGCUCAUGAUAAAGAUCUUUCUUAUACUUAUUGUUUUUUUCAUCAUCUUUGUGGUCUUCUUGGCCUGAGACUGUUGCCCAAAAACCAAAACCAUCAGCACACUCCAUGCUACCGCCAUACAGCCGGCUCCUACAACAAGGAAGAAUUUGUCAUUGCUAGUGUGUGUAGGAGGGCUGGGUACAUGUGGGAUUGCAGAAGUGUGUUGAUGCACAUUCUUGGAAUAAACUGUGCACAUAUUUGAUAGUGUCAUAUGGAAGGAUGAACGGUCGAUGGCUUUGUGGGUGUAUGUAUGUAUAGAUUUAUUAUAAGCAUUAUAUAUUAUAUAAGUUUUAGCCUAUGUAAAUAUAUAUGCGCACAGAGUCAUGAGUAUAUUGUAUGAAUAUGUGUAGCCUGAAAGUAGAAUGUGUGUGUGUGUAUAUAAGAGAGCCUGUAAGUGUCUGAAGAUGUGGGUAAUUAGUUUAUAGCCACACAGAUUGCAACAUUUGAAAUGCUUGGAGAAUGGUGUAUGAGCAAGUGACUAAUCUGAAGUGUCUUACUGGAACUCUUCCCAAAUCAAUCUGUGGCAUUCAAAAGGAUCGGCCAGGUUCCUCUGUCUCUGUACACAGACCUCAUUGUUAUUUUAAUCUCCAUAUUGACUUGUUUUUAAAUUAUUGAUUGUCCUUUAACAUUAUAAAAAUAAUACACCAGGCAAAGAUUUACCCUCUUGCAGGGGAUGAUCCCAUUGGCAUGGAUUGAAUGACCUGGAGAGGAGGUUAUUUUCAACAUUCCAUAAAACACAAUGACUUUAACCCCUUUUCCCUGUUGAGUUUGGGGUCAACACUAUGACCGUCAAACAAUGUAUAAAUUGUAUAUAGUUUGGAAUGCAAGAAGAAUACAAAACAUUUCAGCUCAGAAA
Messenger RNA from Bufo gargarizans (Asiatic toad), 2076 nucleotides. It is a transcript of the gene STX5, whose product is annotated as syntaxin 5. Gene Ontology annotation, biological process: intracellular protein transport; endoplasmic reticulum to Golgi vesicle-mediated transport; vesicle fusion. NCBI's taxonomy places the organism in Eukaryota, Metazoa, Chordata, Amphibia, Anura, Bufonidae. The coding region runs from base 212 to 1249 and encodes 345 amino acids. Gene Ontology annotation, molecular function: SNARE binding; SNAP receptor activity. The transcript is spliced from 11 exons. The record is from RefSeq and is a predicted model, not a curated record. Gene Ontology annotation, cellular component: endomembrane system; SNARE complex; Golgi membrane.